Molecule: messenger RNA, 2831 nt
Organism: Brachypodium distachyon (stiff brome)
Lineage: Eukaryota; Viridiplantae; Streptophyta; Magnoliopsida; Poales; Poaceae
Product: protein transport protein SEC23
Exons: 12
Coding region: 133-2496 (787 amino acids)
Biological process (GO): COPII-coated vesicle budding; COPII-coated vesicle cargo loading; intracellular protein transport
Cellular component (GO): endoplasmic reticulum exit site; COPII vesicle coat
Molecular function (GO): GTPase activator activity; zinc ion binding
Source: RefSeq, a predicted model, not a curated record
CAAAAACAGAGAACAAAAAACCAGGAAACGCCCCGCAGGCGCAGCUCCACCACCUCCCCGCCCCUCUCUCUUGCCCCUCCGAUCCACCCGCCCCCUUCUCCCUCCGACAACAGCUGCUCGCCGCGUUCAAUCAUGGCGGCCGACCCCUCCGCGGCCUCGGCGGCCGCCGACCCCGACGGCCCGGACGCCGUCCGCCUCACGUGGAACGCCUGGCCGCGGUCCAAGGUCGAGGCCAGCCGCUGCGUUGUCCCGCUCGCCGCCGCCAUCUCGCCGGUCCGCUGCCCCGAGUCCCUCGCCUCGCCGCCGCUGCCCUACGCGCCGCUCAGAUGCAAGCCGCCCUGUUCCGCGCUCCUCAACCCCUUCGCCCGUGUCGACUACGCCGCCAAGAUCUGGAUCUGCCCGCUCUGCUUUUCCCGGAACCACUUCCCCCCGCACUACGCCGGCAUCUCCGAGAGCAACGUCCCCGCCGAGCUCUUCCCGCAGUGCUCCACCGUCGAGUACCUCGUCGCCGGCGCCCCGGGCGGGCCCGCCCCGGGAUCGCCGGGGCCGCCGCCGCCGGUGUUCUUAUUCGUGAUCGACACGUGCGUCAUCGAGGAGGAACUGGAGUACGUCAAGAUGUCCAUGCGGAAGGCAGUCGCGCUCCUGCCCGAGCACGCCCUCGUCGGCCUGGUCACCUUCGGGACGCAGGUGCAUCUCCACGAGCUUGGGUUCUCCGACCUUAGCAAGAUCUAUGUGUUCCGGGGGACCAAGGAGAUCUCCAAAGAUCAGAUUUUGGAUCAGCUUGGGUUAGCAGGUGCGGGUCGGCCGGGGUUCCCAAAGAUGCCACAGCAACCGGGCGUGCAACAGGUCAAUGGGAUGCAUCCAUCAGCAACGGCCGGGGUUAACAGGUUCUUGCUACCGGUGUCAGAGUGCGAAUGCACACUCAGCACGUUGCUGGACGAGUUGCAGCCUGACCAGUGGCCGGUGGAAACUGGGCACCGUGCAAUCCGGUGCACCGGUGUUGCGUUGAGCGUAGCUGCUGGCUUGCUUGGGGCUUGCAUGCCUGGGACGGGCGCAAGGAUUAUUGCGCUACUUGGUGGGCCAUGUACUGAAGGUCCUGGAGUGAUCGUGUCGAAAGAUUUAUCGGAGCCAGUUAGAUCACAUAAGGAUCUCGAUAAGGAUGCAGCUCCUCAUUUCCAGAAAGCUGUCAAAUUUUACGAUGGCCUUGCCAAGCAAUUGGUCAGUCAAGGUCAUGUUCUAGAUGUUUUUGCAUCUGCUCUUGAUCAGGUUGGACUAGCGGAGAUGAAGCUUGCUAUUGAGAGAACAGGUGGCCUUGUUGUCUUAUCUGAAAGUUUUGGGCAUUCGGUAUUUAAGGAUUCUUUUAAACGUAUUUUUGAGGGAGGUGAACAGUCUUUAGGCCUCUCAUUCAAUGGCACACUUGAAAUAAACUGUUCGAAGGACAUUAAAGUUCAAGGUGUUAUUGGACCGUGCACAUCUUUGGAGAAGAAAGGAGCUCUGUGCGCAGACACAGUUGUUGGCCAAGGAAACACAACGGCAUGGAAAAUGUGUGGUCUUGAUAGAAAUACUUCAUUAACAGUAUUUUUUGAUGUCUCACCAAGUGAACGCUCCAGCCAACCAGGACAACAAAAUCCCAAUUUGUAUAUACAAUUCGUAACCAGUUACCAACACCCAGAAGGUCAAAUGAGGAUAAGAGUUACUACUAUAAGCAGAAAAUGGGUGGAUGGUUCUACCAAUACUGAGGAACUAGUCGAAGGAUUUGACCAGGAAACUGCAGCUGUUGUGUUAGCAAGAUAUAUCUCCCUGAAAAUGGAAAUAGAGGAAGAGUUUGACGCAACACGGUGGCUCGAUAGAUCUCUCAUACGGCUUUGUUCAAGAUUUGGGGAUUAUCGGAAGGAUGACCCCUCUUCAUUUAGCCUACAUUCUAAUUUCUCACUAUUUCCUCAAUUUAUGUUUAAUCUGCGGCGUUCACAAUUUGUUCAGGUUUUCAAUAACAGUCCAGACGAAACAGCUUAUUUCCGGAUGUUACUCAACCGAGAGAGUAUCACUAAUUCGGUCGCCAUGAUUCAGCCGUCAUUAAUUUCAUUUUCGUUUGAUUCACCUCCUUCUCCUGUAUUCCUCGAUGUGGCAUCAAUAGCAGCAGAUCGUAUACUUCUACUUGAUGCAUACUUCAGUGUUGUCAUCUUCCAUGGCAUGACAAUCGCUCAGUGGAGAAACAUGUGCUACCAGAACCAACCGGAACAUCAGCAAUUUGCACAAUUGUUACAAGCGCCUCAGGAUGAGGCUCAGGUCAUAAUAAGCGGUCGAUUUCCAGUUCCUAGACUAGUUGUGUGUGACCAACAUGGCUCGCAGGCAAGGUUCUUGUUAGCGAAACUGAAUCCUUCGGCCACAUAUAAUUCAGCACAUGAUGUUGCACCAGGUUCUGACAUCAUAUUCACCGAUGAUGUUAGCUUCCAGGUCUUUUGUGAGCAUCUUCAAAGGCUUGCUGUUCAGUCGUAAGGACAUGCGUGCAGAGUUGUACUCUCAAGACCCAAGUUGAUAGCUAUUUGAUGUUUACCGGGUCCAUAGGUUGGGUUGUGACUUGUGAGAAAAAUUUCCCCUCUGUUUUUUUGUCCAUGUGUCUUCGUAUCACGAAAGUUAUCCGAGUUGAGACAUUUUUCCGGGACAUAAUUUUAAAAGCAUGUAUAAGUCAGUCCAGAAGUCUUGAUCACCCAUCGUUUAUAGAUAUAUAUUUAAAAUAUUGACAUCCCUCCUAUCUCAUCUUGAGGUGUAGCGUAUACACUAAUCCAGGUUCAGUUUUUUCUGUCAGUUGAAAUCAUAAUUUGUUCAUGUUA